Drosophila nasuta is the source of this 1007-nucleotide messenger RNA. Its product is annotated as cold shock domain-containing protein CG9705. Gene Ontology annotation, cellular component: cytoplasm. Lineage: Eukaryota; Metazoa; Arthropoda; Insecta; Diptera; Drosophilidae. The record is from RefSeq and is a predicted model, not a curated record. The transcript has 3 exons. Bases 32 to 433 code for a protein of 133 amino acids. Gene Ontology annotation, molecular function: mRNA 3'-UTR binding. Gene Ontology annotation, biological process: regulation of mRNA stability.
GCAAUGGCCGAACCAAAAAACACCCGAAAAGAUGCUGUCUGCCAAGCCGCCGGUAUUUCAUCAAAAUAGCCAUAGUCCAAACGCCUCGCUGCAGCUGCCCAGUCCCAUCAUCACGCGUCGCACACGCACGGCCUCGACUUCGGCUCGCGCCAUGGAAAACCCAAUGGUGACUGGUAUUGUGAAAUCCUUUAGCCGCACCAAAGGACACGGUUUUAUUACGCCCAAUGGUGGCGGCGAGGAUGUUUUCUGUCACGUUUCCGACAUCGAAGGGGAAUAUGUACCCAUGCCUGGCGACGAGGUCAAGUAUCGACUCUGCGCCAUUCCGCCCAAGUUUGAGAAGCAUCAGGCCGUGCACGUGCAGAUAAGCAAUCUGACGCCUGAGGUGCACCACAAGUGGGAAGAGCCCGUCUUCUGUGGCUCGCCCGCCAAAUAGAAGUGUAGCCAUUACUACCAAUGGCCUUCCACACAAGUUUUUUUUAAUUAACUGGAGCACGCCAUGCGGCUAAACAAACAAAGCAGCAAAAAAAAAACGAUGAGCAGUAGUUGGUGGAGAUGAUUGCGAUGACGACGACGACGAUCAAAACAAUACAAUAAGAGUUAAUGAAAUGAAAGCAUACAAAACGACUUUAUCAAUCGUACGCCACUCACACAGCCAGCCAGUUUCAAUUAAAUAUCUUUUUUUAUUACUUUAAGCUAAGCAAAAAAAUCAACUCAGUCACAAAAUGUGUUACACUUACUUUUUUAAAAAAAGAAAAAAAUAAUGAAUCGUUGAAGAAGCGAAACCAGUUUGGUGAAUUUAUGAAAUUGUAAUAAUGAUAAUUGAAUAAUUGUUAUUCGAGAACAGCCGUUUCGUGUUUUUUUGAGUUCGGAGCCUGUAACAGUAUACGUAUACUUAAUAAUACUUAAUAUUCGAUUGUAAACAAAAUAUGAAAUAUGCAUGAGCAAAAAGCAAAGCAAAAGCCCGAAGCCCACUUUAUUUACUAAUGAAAUAUAAAAAUCUCAAUAGA